Molecule: messenger RNA, 2566 nt
Organism: Tripterygium wilfordii
Lineage: Eukaryota; Viridiplantae; Streptophyta; Magnoliopsida; Celastrales; Celastraceae
Product: nucleobase-ascorbate transporter 6-like
Exons: 15
Coding region: 726-2330 (534 amino acids)
Biological process (GO): transmembrane transport
Cellular component (GO): plasma membrane; plasmodesma
Molecular function (GO): transmembrane transporter activity
Source: RefSeq, a predicted model, not a curated record
ACAAAUACAGUACUCAGAAUAAAAGAACAGGAGUCAUCAGUCUUUUUGAAAUUUUCUACCGUCAUUCACGGUAUCCAAAAACCCAUCACCUCACUUUACUGCGGUAAUUCGAUACAAAUGGUGACCGGGGAAGAUGCUUUUAUGAAAGCUUUAGCUUCAAGCAAUUGAAGAAAAGAAGCGUAGACCCCAUUAAACAAAAUACUAAAAAAUCAUGAAGUAGUGUAAUGCAAUGCAAGUGAGAAUCCUUUUGGGUCACAAGGAGGUGUGUUUCUUGCUUUCUUUGUCACUUUGGGAGGCUCUCUCUAUUUGAUAGAGUAAUAGCUCCUUUUACUUUUUCGAUUGCCUCUUCACACUCUCUUUUAUGUUCCUUGUUCCCCAAGUGGGACUUUUUUGCCUCUAAAACUUGACCAUUACAGAUUCACCUUGCACUACAUUGCGUAAAACCCUUUUGAGUCUUUAAUGCCUCUUUGUUUUUGGUCUGUUUUAACUGCAAUAUAGAGCUUCUUUUGAGUAGGAUCUUAGCUUGGCUGGAGUAGUGGGAGGAGGUCCUUUCGGAGAUUGAGACUUCUGGGUAUAAUUAGUUUGUAUUUUCUUUGUUGGGUAAGACUUUUAAGGGGUUUUUGUAUGGAGACUUGAUAUUGUACAAAGAUUUAUAGUACAUAGGUGGUUUCUUGGUGUGCCUGUAAGAAUUAAGAUAGAGAGAGACAGAGGGGAAGAGAGAAGCAAUGGCAGGGGGAGUAGGGCCUGCGCCGCCACCAAAACAGGACGAGUUACAUCCACACCCAGUAAGAGAUCAGCUUCCCAAUGUUGCCUUCUGCAUUACAAGUCCACCGCCUUGGCCGGAGGCCAUUCUACUUGGCUUUCAACAUUAUCUGGUGAUGCUGGGAACAACAGUUCUUAUACCCACCUCUUUAGUUCCACAAAUGGGCGGAGGACAUGAAGAAAAAGCAAAAAUGAUUCAGACACUUCUUUUUGUAGCUGGGAUCAAUACAUUUUUCCAAACCCUUUUUGGUACUCGACUUCCUGCUGUAAUUGGAGCCUCUUACACUUAUGUGCCCACGACCAUUUCCAUUAUCUUGGCCAGUCGAUACAGUGACAUUGUGAAUCCUCAGGAGAAAUUUGAGAAAAUAAUGCGUGGAAUCCAAGGUGCACUUAUUGUUGCCUCAACUCUCCAAAUUGUUGUUGGCUUUAGUGGUCUUUGGCGUAAUAUUGCAAGGUUCUUGAGUCCCCUUUCUGUCGUACCGUUAGUCUCGCUCUCUGGAUUUGGGCUAUAUGAAUUUGGGUUUCCUGUGCUUGCAAAAUGUGUGGAGAUUGGACUGCCAGAGCUAAUUCUUUUACUAAUAUUUUCACAGUAUAUACCUCAUUUAAUGCGUGGGGACAGGGGCAUAUUUGACCGGUUUGCUGUUAUAUUCUCGGUUGUGAUUGUCUGGGUUUAUGCUCACUUGCUCACUGUGGGUGGAGCAUAUAAGAAUACAGGACCUAAAACUCAACUCAGCUGCCGAACUGAUCGUGCUGGUAUUAUAGGCGCUGCUCCAUGGAUACGAGUUCCAUAUCCUUUUCAAUGGGGGGCUCCAUCUUUUGAUGCAGGAGAGUCCUUUGCUAUGAUGGCUGCUUCAUUUGUUGCUCUCGUAGAGUCGACUGGUGCCUUCAUCGCUGUGUCGAGGUAUGCCAGUGCAACUCCUCUGCCACCUUCUGUCCUCAGCCGUGGUAUUGGUUGGCAGGGGGUUGGCAUUCUCUUCUCGGGGAUAUUUGGAACUGGCAAUGGGUCAUCAGUAACAGUAGAAAAUGCUGGUUUGUUGGCAUUGACUCGUGUUGGGAGCCGAAGAGUAGUUCAAAUAUCGGCAGGGUUCAUGAUCUUCUUUUCAAUUCUUGGAAAAUUCGGAGCUGUUUUUGCUUCAAUUCCAGCUCCAAUUAUUGCUGCUCUAUAUUGCCUCUUCUUUGCCUAUGUUGGUGCAGCAGGUCUCGGCUUCCUUCAGUUCUGCAAUCUGAACAGUUUCAAAACAAAGUUUGUACUUGGCUUCUCGGUCUACAUGGGCUUAUCAAUCCCACAGUACUUCAAUGAGUAUACCGUAGUCAACGGCUACGGCCCUGUCCAUACAGGAGCAAGAUGGUUCAAUGACAUGAUCAACGUUCCCUUUUCGUCUGAACCAUUUGUCGCUGGCUUCUUGGCACUCUUCUUGGAUGCCACACUGCAUCAGAAAGACAGUCAAACCAGGAAGGACAGAGGAAUGCAAUGGUGGGACAAGUUUCGAUCGUUCAAGACCGACACAAGGAGUGAGGAGUUCUAUUCCCUGCCUUUCAAUCUCAACAAGUUCUUCCCAUCAGAGUGAGAUAUGAAGCUCAAGUCACAUGAAUAAUCUUUUCCUCCUUUUGUCAAGUGCUAGAAAACCUAGAGCUUAGAAGGUAACGAUUACUCGGAUUAGUAUCUGCCAUGAAUGAAUAUGGUUUUGUUCCACAGCACUGGUUCUAACAGUUUUCAUGUAAUUGUACUGCUCCAAAUACUGGAUUUAUAUUUUAAGUGGCAUUAAAUGUGUUUGUUAGGGCUUGUUGAUACUGUUCCUGGAAA